AUGUCUGGAGCCACCAGUGACGCGCUGCACAGAUCCACUCUGACGGUGUAUCUGAACCUGAUGGAGCACUUUAAUCCUGGCCUGCAGAAACUUGUUGCUUUAGGAAACAGCUACAUCACGGCUUUCCAAGCAUUAGCAGCUUCCAGUGAGGCUUACUUCAGCGCUGUGGCUAAGAUGGGUGACCAGGCGCUUCACACACUCUCAUCUCGCUCCCUCGGAGAUGUGCUGAUCCAGGUGUCGGAGACUCAGAGGAGGCUCACUGCAGAGAUGGAGGGAGUGUUCCGAUGGUUUCAGGUGGAGGUGCUGCAGGCCAUGGAGAAGAACGUCAAGCUGGAUGAAGAGUACAUCAAUGGCAGCCGCAGGGUUUACGAGCUGGAGGUGAGGAACCAGGCCGAGAGUCUGGAGAAACAACUGAGGAGAGGAGUGUACAGAGACUCCCUGGAGAACAGUGAGUACAUGCUGUACCUGCGUCAGAGUCAGCAGGAGAUCCUGAAGGAGGAGGAGAGGAGGUAUCGCUUCCUGGCUGAGAAACACUGCGGACUCACACAGUCCCUGCUGUUCCUCAUCAACAAGACCGGAGCGUCUCUGCAGCAGAAGGCUGACGGCUGGAAGGAGAAAGUGAACGAGUCCAAAGGCUCCAGACCUCGAACGCCCACCCAUCCCGACCAGGACGCUCAGCUGCGAGGCUCCGUCAGCUCUCUCCUCCAGACUGUAUCCAGAGAUGAGGACAUGUCGUGGGCCCGCAGAGAGCAGCAGGCUCUGGGCAGAGUUCCCUCCAGAGCGCCCUCCCCCCUCCCUAGCAGCCGCUCUCGCUCCAGCUCAGUGGGGGAGUCUCUGGGUCUGGGAGGGGGGGGCAGAGCUAUGAGGGCGCUGGUGUCUCACCCCUCCUCCUCAAACCCUAAGCUCCUCCCCUUCUGCAGGGGGGAGACCAUCACUGUGUUAGUGCUGGAGCAAAGAAACGGCUGGCUGUACGGACGCUCUGACAACCUGAGGCAGGGCUGGUUUCCUGCAGCCUACGUUGCACCUGUGGAGGAUUUCUCCAACACUUUAGCAACCAGUGGUGUUUCUCUGCGGAGCCACAGCAUGAACAACCUGCUGGACCCGACUGACAGCUACACCGACCAAUCAGAGAGCACCAGCUACGGAGAUGUCCCGCCCCCGGCCACGCCCAAUCGCAGAGCCUCCUCCUGCUCCUCCCCCUUCCCUGAGAGAAAGGGGGAGGCGGCUUCAGAGACCAAACCCCCCCCUCACCCCCCUCCUCCUCUCUCGUCCAAUCAGAGGAGGAGCUCCACAGAGUUCAGACCCAUAUCCCCCCUCCCUGAGAGAAAGGGGGAGGCGGCCUCUGAUCUGAGGGCGUUAUCCCCCCACGGACAGCCUGACAACCCGCUGUUCCCCAGAGGCACCAACCCUUUUGCCACGGUGAAGCUGCGACCCACCACCACCAACGACAGAUCCUCUCCUCACAUCCACUGAUGUGUAACCGUAUAAAGACGACGUUUCUGUUUCAGAAUAAUUAAAUAACUCCUGAAGUGUUAAAAGGUUUUCAGCCACAGGGGGAGGUUUGUGAGUUUUUGUACAGUUUUAGAUAUGUGUUAUUGUACUAAGAGUUGAAGUG
This is a messenger RNA of Trematomus bernacchii (emerald rockcod), 1615 nucleotides long. It is a transcript of the gene baiap2l2b, whose product is annotated as BAR/IMD domain containing adaptor protein 2 like 2b. Gene Ontology annotation, cellular component: cytosol; nucleoplasm. The record is from RefSeq and is a predicted model, not a curated record. The coding region runs from base 1 to 1473 and encodes 490 amino acids. Gene Ontology annotation, molecular function: protein binding. The transcript has 14 exons. Gene Ontology annotation, biological process: plasma membrane organization; actin filament bundle assembly; positive regulation of actin filament polymerization. NCBI's taxonomy places the organism in Eukaryota, Metazoa, Chordata, Actinopteri, Perciformes, Nototheniidae.